Echinostoma caproni is the source of this 465-nucleotide messenger RNA. Lineage: Eukaryota; Metazoa; Platyhelminthes; Trematoda; Plagiorchiida; Echinostomatidae. The record is from the annotation of a GenBank genome assembly.
GAUGAUGAUGAUGAUGAUGAUGAUGAUGAUGAUGAUGAUGAUGAUGAUGAUGAUAAUCCGUAUGAUGAUGAUAAUUGGGAUGAUGAUUCUCAUUCUGAUGUUGAUGAUGAUGAAGAUGAUGAUGAUGAUUAUGAUUAUGAUGAUGAUCACAAUGAUCAUGAUGACGAUGAUGAUGAUAAUGAUGAUUGGGUUUAUGAUGAUGAUGAUGAUGAUGAUGAUCGAGAUGAGAAUGAUGACGAUGACUAUAAUGAUGAUGAUGAUUAUGAUGAUGAUGAUGAUUUGAUGAUGAUGAUGUUGAAUCGGAUGAUGAUGAUGAUGAUGAUGAUUAUGAUGAUGAUUCUGAUGAUGACGAUGAUGAUGAUGACGAUGAUGUUCUUGAUGUUGAUGAAUGGGAUGCUGACUUUGAUUCGGAAGAUGAUGAUGAUGAUGAUGAUGAUGAUGAUGAUGAUGAUGAUGAUGAUGUGA